CCCGCGGUCGCCCGGCGGGCGCCUUCGCCUCCGCGCCCGGCCGGAGGCAGCGCCGUCCUCCUCCGGGGCUGCUCGCGCCGCCGCCCCGAGCCCGGCGGAGCGCGGCUGGCGGGGCCGCUGCGGGGGCCAUGACCGUGGAGCAGAAUGUGCUGCAGCAGAGCGCGGCGCAGAAGCACCAGCAGACAUUUUUGAAUCAGCUGAGAGAAAUCACUGGGAUUAAUGAUACCCAAAUACUGCAACAAGCCCUGAAGGCUAGUAAUGGAAACUUGGAGUUAGCAGUAGCCUUUCUCACUGCGAAGAAUGCCAAGACCCCCCCGCCGGAGGAGAGUACCUACUACCAGACCGCACGCCCAGGCAACGACAGGUACAUCAGUGUGGGAAGCCAAGCAGACGCAAAUGUGAUUGAUCUCACCGGAGAUGACAAAGAUGAUCUUCAGAGAGCGAUUGCUUUGAGUUUGGCAGAAUCAAACAGGACAUUCAGAGAGACUGGAAUAACAGACGAAGAGCAGGCCAUCAGCAGAGUUCUUGAAGCCAGCAUAGCAGAAAAUAAAGCAUGUUUGAAGAGGACACCUACAGAGAUGUGGAGGGACUCUCGAAACCCUUAUGAUAGAAAAAGACAAGAGAAAGCUCCAGUUGGGCUGAAGAACGUGGGCAACACAUGCUGGUUUAGCGCAGUUAUUCAGUCAUUAUUCAAUCUUUUGGAAUUUAGAAGAUUAGUUCUGAAUUACAAGCCUCCAUCAAAUGCUCAAGAUUUACCCCGAAACCAAAAGGAACAUCGGAAUUUGCCUUUUAUGCGGGAACUGAGGUAUCUGUUUGCCCUGCUUGUUGGUACCAAGAGAAAAUAUGUUGAUCCAUCUAGAGCAGUUGAAAUUCUGAAGGAUGCCUUCAAAUCAAACGACUCACAGCAGCAAGAUGUGAGUGAGUUUACACACAAGUUAUUAGAUUGGUUAGAAGAUGCCUUCCAAAUGAAAGCUGAAGAGGAAACGGAUGAAGAAAAGCCAAAGAACCCUAUGGUAGAGUUGUUCUACGGAAGAUUCCUAGCUGUGGGAAUGCUGGAAGGAAAAAAAUUUGAAAACACUGAAAUGUUUGGUCAGUAUCCACUUCAGGUCAACGGGUUCAAAGACCUGCACGAGUGCCUGGAAGCUGCAAUGAUUGAAGGAGAGAUCGAAUCCUUACAUUCAGAUAACUCGGGAAGGUCAGGCCAAGAGCAUUGGUUUACUGAACUGCCACCUGUAUUAACGUUUGAACUGUCAAGAUUUGAAUUUAAUCAGGCAUUGGGAAGACCAGAAAAAAUUCACAAUAAAUUAGAAUUUCCCCAAGUUUUAUAUCUGGACAGGUAUAUGCACAGAAACAGAGAAAUAACAAGAAUUAAACGUGAAGAGAUCAAGAGACUUAAAGAUUACCUCACAGUAUUACAACAAAGAUUAGAGAGAUACUUAAGCUAUGGUUCUGGUCCCAAAAGAUUCCCACUGGUAGAUGUUCUACAGUAUGCAUUGGAGUUUGCCUCCAGUAAGCCUGUUUGCACCUCUCCUGUUGAUGAUAUCGAUGCUAGUUCCUCAGCUAGUGGCUCCAUACCAUCACAGGCUUUUCCAAGCACAGCAGAACAGCAGGGAACCCCUGCUUCAGAACUGCCCAGCUCUUCACCUGCAUCAGGUGCUGCCCUGGCACUGAGGUCAGUGAUACACAAACCAUUCACCCAGUCUCGGAUACCUCCGGAUUUGCCCAUGCAUCCUGCGCCGAGGCACAUAACUGAAGAAGAACUGUCUGUGCUGGAGAGCUGUUUACAUCGCUGGAGAACAGAAAUAGAAAAUGACACACGAGAUCUGCAGGAAAGCAUAUCCAGAAUCCAUCGAACAAUUGAACUUAUGUACUCUGACAAAUCCAUGAUCCAAGUCCCUUAUCGCCUCCAUGCUGUUUUAGUUCAUGAAGGACAGGCUAAUGCUGGCCACUACUGGGCAUACAUCUUUGACCAUCGUGAGAGCAGGUGGAUGAAGUACAAUGAUAUUACUGUCACCAAGUCAUCCUGGGAAGAAUUAGUAAGGGACUCUUUUGGUGGUUAUAGAAAUGCCAGUGCAUACUGUUUAAUGUACAUAAAUGACAAGGCCCAAUUCUUAAUACAAGAGGAGUUUAAUAAAGAGACUGGGCAAGCCCUUGUUGGAAUAGAAACAUUACCACCUGACUUGAGAGAUUUUGUUGAGGAAGACAACCAACGAUUUGAGAAAGAACUAGAAGAAUGGGAUACACAUCUUGCCCAGAGAGCAUUACAAGAAAAGCUUUUAGCUGCUCAAAAGCUGAGGGAGGCUGACUCUUCUGCAAACACAGCACAAGCAGGAGGAUCAGAGUAUCUAGAGCAACCAUCAAGAAGCGACUUCUCAAAGCACUGGAAGGAGGAAACUCUCAGAGUGAUUGCCAAGGCAUCCCAUGAACAUGAAGAUAACGGUCCAGAGACAAUUUUGCAGUCGGCAAUUAAAUUAGAGUACUCCCGGUUGGUCAGGCUGGCCCAGGAAGACACCCCACCAGAAACAGACCACCGUCUACAUCACAUCCUGGUCUACUUUAUCCAGAACCAGGCCCCAAAGAAAAUCAUUGAGAAAACAUUACUCGAGCAAUUUGGAGACAGAAAUUUGAGUUUUGAUGAGAGGUGUCACAACAUAAUGAAAGUUGCCCAGGCCAAACUGGAAAUGAUCAAACCAGAAGAAGUGAACUUGGAGGAAUAUGAGGAGUGGCAUGCAGAUUAUAAGAAAUUCAGAGAAACAACUAUGUAUCUCAUAAUUGGACUAGAAAAUUUCCAGAGAGAAAGUUAUAUAGACUCCUUGCUGUUCCUUAUCUGUGCUUAUCAGAAUAACAAAGAGCUCUUGUCCAAGGGUCCAUACAGAGGGCAUGAUGGAGAGUUGAUAUCACAUUAUAGAAGGGAGUGCUUACUGAAAUUAAAUGAGCAAGCGGCAGAGCUGUUUGAGUCUGGAGAGGAUGGAGAAGUAAACAACGGCUUGAUUAUCAUGAAUGAGUUUAUUGUCCCUUUUUUGCCCCUUUUGCUGGUGGAUGAAAUGGAAGAGAAAGAUAUCCUUGCUGUGGAAGAUAUGAGGAAUCGCUGGUGUUCAUACCUAGGGCAAGAAAUGGAAUCAAACCUCCAAGAAAAGCUGACGGAUUUUCUGCCAAAACUGCUUGAUUGCUCUACAGAGCUCAAAGGUCUCCAUCAGCCACCGAAAUUACCGCCCUAUUCUGCUCAUGAACUCUGUGAGCGCUUCGCCCGAAUCAUGUUGACCCUCAGCCGUACUCCUGCUGACGGAAGAUGAACCGCCCCGACUCACCACACUCAUCCCAGAAACUCUUUUCUUACCCCGCCUUCCUGCCACGGGGUUUGCUUGCUGCUGCUAGAGUUUUUAACUUUUUAUUUUAAUAACUGCAAAAGACAAAAUGACUAUGCCGACCUUAGCCAGACUGCAAACAAUAAACCUGAGAAUCGCAUGGCGCUCACACUUUGUUUUAUCCGGAACCGAUGUACAGUUUCAAAUCAACUGAUUUUCUUGUGGCAAAACUAUGCUUUUGCUGCCUUUAUUGCAGUAUUGCCUCUCAGUUUUCUUCAUCAACAGCUUUCCAUUUAGUCUGGGACUUCCAAGACUAAGCCAUUAAGCAUUCAGCACUGUGUACGAUACAUAAUAUUUUGGUAGCUUGUAAAUGAAAUCAAAGAAUAAAGUUUUAUUUAUGGCUA
Messenger RNA from Psammomys obesus (fat sand rat), 3709 nucleotides. It is a transcript of the gene Usp25, whose product is annotated as ubiquitin specific peptidase 25. Gene Ontology annotation, cellular component: cytosol; nucleus. The coding region runs from base 129 to 3293 and encodes 1054 amino acids. The record is from RefSeq and is a predicted model, not a curated record. Gene Ontology annotation, molecular function: protein binding; cysteine-type endopeptidase activity; cysteine-type deubiquitinase activity. The transcript is spliced from 24 exons. Gene Ontology annotation, biological process: regulation of protein stability; protein deubiquitination. NCBI's taxonomy places the organism in Eukaryota, Metazoa, Chordata, Mammalia, Rodentia, Muridae.